Zingiber officinale is the source of this 489-nucleotide messenger RNA. RefSeq lists its product as uncharacterized. Bases 1 to 489 code for a protein of 162 amino acids. The transcript has a single exon. The record is from RefSeq and is a predicted model, not a curated record. Lineage: Eukaryota; Viridiplantae; Streptophyta; Magnoliopsida; Zingiberales; Zingiberaceae. Gene Ontology annotation, molecular function: nucleic acid binding.
AUGGAAGGCAGCUGGGUCGAUGAGCUCCCCAGUGUACUAUGGGAGCUCUGUACGAUUCCUAAGGAAGGGACCAAGGUGACUCCUUUCCACCUGGUGUAUGGUGGCGAAGCGGUUUUCCCCGUCGAAGUCGAAGUUGAAUCUGAUCGGAUACAACACUACAGCGAGGACAACGCCGAGCGGAGGCUUUUAGAGCUAGACUUAAUGGACGAAGCGCGCACAAAAACUACCAUCCGGUUGAUGAUAUACCGGCAGAGGAUGAAGCAAAGAUACAAUCAGAGGGUGAUCCCAAGAUCGUUCCAGGUCGACGACUUGGUAUGGAAGAAAGUGAAGCCGGUCGGUGAUAUCACUAAGUUAGAGGCUCCAUGGGCUGGACCCUUUAAGGUCGUAGAGAAGCUCUGCUCGAGUGCCUACUACUUAGAAGAUGAGGAUGGACGGCGACUGCAAAGGCUGUGGAGCGUGAACCAUCUCCAGCCUUUUCAAGCCGGAUGA